Molecule: messenger RNA, 2071 nt
Organism: Lingula anatina
Lineage: Eukaryota; Metazoa; Brachiopoda; Lingulata; Lingulida; Lingulidae
Source: RefSeq, a predicted model, not a curated record
AAAAGGUACAUGUACAUCUAUUCCAUAGUGCACCUUCCCUGUACAUUUCUUCUACUGUUGUAGACAUUUUAAUGGCUGCUAUUCAUUGUCAAAGCAGGACUACCGAUUUAGAGGCAUGAUAAACCAGUUACAUUGAAAUCGGUCGACGACAAGGGUCUUGACAGUAUGUCCACGUGACGCGUCCUGUGAUAUAUAAGUACCGGUAUUAGUGGCCUUUAAUAACCUUGCUAAGACAGAUCGAGCGUUUACGAAGAGAGGGUUGAGGGAAGUUGUCAAACACUACUCCGCAUCUGUUGCCUACUUGUAGCCUAGAGCAAACUGAUCCUGUAUUGUUGUACAUAAUGUACUAGUAUAUGUACUUGAGACUGGAAGGCAAUCAACGUCCUGUUUCAACAGGGCUGCGACCCAUUCACGACCACGGCAAUCACGAAUACAACUAAGUGUCAGAGUUAACGUGACUCGAAAGGAGAGGUUACAAUGGCAGCACAAACAUUCCUUUCGCCUUCUGCCAAAAGGAUCCUUCGCCCUCUUGGAAACUUCGAGAAUGUGCUGGCCGCAAUGCAUGAGUGCAAGAACACAACAGUUGCCUUCACCUCGUGGAUAAACUCAAAACUCUUCCUCUCUGACGAUGUUUGGAGGACCUCACUUCAGCUGCUCCAGAAAAACAUCCCGCAUCUUCGUCUUAACAUAGUAUGGAGAGACGGCAAGAGGUAUUUCAAGUAUAUGGACGACCCCCAUGUGGAUUUUGGGAUCUUGGAUGUGACGUCAGACGACGACUGGAAGACGGUGCACGAGGAUAUGAUGCGCGUGCAAUUUCUAAAAGAAAAUGCCCCUCUUUGGAGGGUAAAGAUCUUGCGCAUGCCCAAACCAAGAGACGUCACCUACAAAGCGGACUUUAGCUCGUAUGCACUUAAUGGGUAUCCAACAGUAGUAGUGUUUGGCAUCCAUCACUCUAUUUUGGAUGGAACAUCUUAUGUAUUGAUGUUAAAGAAGCUACUUCAAUACCUCAACGCAGUUUCAAAAAACGACACCACAGAAAAUGACGAAGUCGUCACAUUCCAUCCGAGCACGGAGUCUCUCUUGCCCCAAGACCAGAUGGUAUUCAAGUGGACAGACUAUUUCCAAGUGAUAAAAGAAAAAAUACACAGCUUAUUUCCGUACCACAGCCCGUACUUGAAGCGUUUUCCGCCACCGCCAAAUUCAGACGAAGGAUAUACGAAGACAGUAGCUUUGGAAUUCACAAUUUCAGAGACGGAAAGGCUCAUAGCAAAGUGCAAGGAACACGAGACAACUGUUCAUGGUGCCUUGGUGGCUGCUGCGUCGAUUGCCCUUGUUAAUGCCAUUAAUGAAGGAGCUACGCCACGACCAGCAGAUGUCCCUACCUCCCAUGUUGUUAAUAUGCGACGUUUCAUGCCACCCGAAUUUCAAAAUGCGUUCGGUGCUUUUGUUGGUUUAACGUACUUAACGAUGAGUGUUCCUGCUGCUGCCACUUAUCAAUCAUUUUGGGAACUAGCCAAAAGCUCAAAGCAGACACUUCAUGCAAGUAUAAACAACGGAGAUGUGAUACAAGGUUGUAAAAUCCGCGGCCAUCUUUUACCAGACGAUAACAGUGUUAAAGGAUUGCUAGCAUCUGAUAUAUGUAAAUAUGAUAUAGGUACAUCAAACAUAGGAGACUGUGAUAAGCGUUGUCCUCCUGGUGAAGCAGACGAUAAUGUUCACGCCACGAGAAUCGUCACCUCCACCGCGAUGCAGAACUUGUCCAAACUGUUUUACCAUUACUUGCACAAAUUUCGUGGUCGCUUCUGCUACAAUCUUGACUAUGGAACCAACUGGGUGUGUGAAGUGAACGCCAUUAAGCACGCCGAAAUGACAGUGGAGCUGAUGAAAAUGGCAGCAGGGGAGGAGAAAUAUUGGAAAUAAUUAAGAAAAAAACUUGCGAAGUAUUUGUUUUGCGCUGUAGGUCAUUUUUGUUACAGAGGGCUUUAAAGAUUGAUAAAGUAGAGAAAAGGAGACUGAGGAAAAAGAGAAAAAAUAUUUACUCAAAAUGGACUGAUGGAAGCCCAUUAACAGU